Messenger RNA from Vespa mandarinia (Asian giant hornet), 2655 nucleotides. RefSeq lists its product as uncharacterized. Lineage: Eukaryota; Metazoa; Arthropoda; Insecta; Hymenoptera; Vespidae. The record is from RefSeq and is a predicted model, not a curated record. Gene Ontology annotation, molecular function: protein binding.
AGAGAGAGAGAGAGAGAGGGAGAGUAAAGAGAGAGAAAAGAAAGGGAGUAACAUUGGUCACGUCGAAACAGUGAAUCAUCGGUUCUCUAUCUUUUUCUCUCCUUUGUGAUCCUUUCAACGUUAACGAGCUACUACCUCCUCUUCUUCCGUUUUUAUCCACGAUCUUGAAGCUUUCUACGGAUUCAUAGGAAUCAAAGGAACAUUCGUGAAAUAGAUCAUCAGGAAUAUGCGCAACACCUCGAAAGUAACGAAAGGCUCGAUGACGAGCGGUAUUCCGGGAGUUCCGGAAAAUAUAACGGUGAUGUUCCUAAACCCGACGUCCGUCCGUGUUUCUUGGAGCACCAGCCAGGUCGAGCAAGUUGAAAAGUACGACGUUACGUAUAAACCGACGGACGCCAGUUACAGGGUGGUGGCGGUGGUCGCAGGAAAUAGCGAAGCAGUUACGUUAAGUGGUUUAAGGGCCGACACGCAGUACCAACUAGUAGUCACUGCCGUGAGAGCAGGGAAAAAGUAUAGAAGUCGACCAAUCGUCUUCCGUACGCUCGAACCUCCGCGGUCCUUUCCCCAGCAGGAUGCAGCAGUAACAAAUGGACCACUUCCUCCGUCUCCGCCGUCUUCUCAGCAGCCGCAACCUUACAUACAAAUACGAGGCGUCGAAGUUGGUAUAGUUAUACUGGUGCUGAUAGUCUGGGCCGGUGCUAUAGCUCUCUUCUUUAAUCGUUGGGGUAAAAUUCGCAUGUUGUUGCCGUAUCAACCGGAUUACAAGGAACAAUUGAAAGUUCCUGGUACCGGCGUUUGUACGGCGACCAAUACGGCGUAUCCUCAACAUUCGACUCAGCACACGUGUUCCCAGCAUCAGCACUGGUCGAGUCAUCACGUGGACUCUUUGGACAGUGGCAGUGGUUUAGGUUGGCCAAGACCGACAAGGCCACGUGUCAAUAGUGCCAUCGAUGUCGCUGGCUUCCUUUCACAGGAAUUCCUCCGACGACAUGGGUCCACGUCAAAGUUAUGUCGAAAGGUUCGCAGUGCGGAUAAUUUGCCAUUGGCCUCAGCGAAUCGCCAAACUCAUCAACGAAGAAGUUCAAGAAGCGAAGGAAACGAAGGAGAUCGAGAAUCUUUUUUGAAACCUAGUCAAGAAGAUCAAGAAAGAUAUGAAACUACGAGCCCAAAAAGACAAGGCAGUCCUGAAAGUGGUUCCAAAGAUCUCACUGAGACAUCUUUGCUGGACUCGAAUUAUCAGCAACCAUCGUCGAGGGACUCGCCGGUACCACCGACGACGACGACAUCGUUGGUAGCGAAACGAUUCAGUGGUUGGCGCGUACCAGGAAGUCACGAAUACGUCAAAUGUCCUAUUCAACAGCCGGUCUCAAUGGACGAACGAUGUUAUCGACGGUCAUGCGAGCCAGAGAGCGGUCUUUUAUCGAGGCAUCAUCAUCAUCGGCAUCACCAUCAUCAUCGUCUCGAUGGCGAACACUAUUCGAAGAGUUACGAUUAUACCAGACGUACUCCAGAAUCUAGCAUAGACGUGAAACACUUUGGACUGCCGAUUUUGAGCGUGAGCGAGCCCAGCCCACCGGAUGAGGAUGGUCGAGUUGAUGAUUAUUUGUAGGACUUGCUUGCCGAGGAUUUCCUCAAGGAACUCCUCGUAUGAUACCACCAUCUCUUUUUCUCUCUCUCUUUCUUUUUCUCUCUCUCUCUCUCUCUCUCUCUCUCUCUCUUUUCUCUCUCUCUCUUUCUCUUUCUAUAUACCUUAAAUGAGCAACAUGUUAUUACACGAGUAGCCACAAAUAUAAUAUCGUUUGAAAUGAUACACGGCUAUAAGUAAAUAUGUACCGAUGUGAAUAUAAUUUCACAUGGUAUAAUGAAAAAAAUGAGAGGUUAUAAAAUUAGAAAAAAAAAAUAUUGCAACUAAUUCGAUUAUAUUGCAUAAAAUAAAAAAAUUUAGGGAUGGAAAUAUUUAUAACAAUUAUUUCAAAAUAAUCUACGAUCUAAAUGAGAAUAUCAAAUAACAAGGUUGCUCCUCGUCUCUAUAUUAUAUGUAUAUUUCUCUUAAUUUCUUCAUUACUUGAAAUACGAUCGUGUUUUUCAAGAUCAAGUUUAACGUUCUCCCUUCGAAGAUAAAACAAGAAUCGAUUUUUCUUAAGAAAUGAUAAAUAAGUGUACGAUCGAUUCAUCUUGAUUAGUAUUUCAAGAAUCUUAGCUCGAUCUAUUUGAUGAACCGUUCGUGUAUGUUUGAGGUACUAUAAAUAAUUAGGACAAAUAUUUAAGAUAAACUUGGCACCGUAUUUUCGUCAUCAUGGAACAAACAUGAAAGAAUACUUAUACAUAUAUACAUAUACAUAUAUAUAUAUGACAUCAUUUUAAUAUAUAUAAUAUAUAUAUAUGUAUGUAUUAUUACAUAAAAAUUAAUAUAUAAUUAUAAAACUUCAAAAAAAGAAGCCAAAAUAGUACUUCUCGUAAUUCAUUCAAAUUCAAUUAAAAAAUAAUUUUGUCCGCAAGGACAAAACAUCAUAGCUGUUUUUCGAUUAAAAAAAAAAAAAGGUAGAAUCGCACGACAACGACGACGAACGAAAUGUCUAUGGGCGUCCAAUCGCAUCACUUUCGUUCGAAGAUAAAAAAAUGGAUUUUAUUCUUCAGAAAUAAAGGAAAAAAAAA